UAUAUAAAAGAGAAAGAGGGAGAGAGAUGGCCGGAAAGGUUUCCAUUUAUUGUGUAUGCAGUGUUCUUGCUCUUCUUGGUUUGCAAUAAUUAUAGUAAUACUAAGAAUAAUAUGAUGAUGGUUGUGCAUGCACAAAAUGCUGUUGUGAGUGCAACAUAUAACUAUUACUAUCCAGAGAAGAACAAUUGGGAUUUGAGUGCUGUGAGUGCAUACUGUGCCACUUGGGAUGCUGACAAGCCACUUGAAUGGAGGAUGAGGUAUGGUUGGACUGCCUUCUGUGGACCUGUUGGUCCAACUGGUCAAGCUUCUUGUGGUUUGUGUUUAAAGGUGACAAACACUGCAACUGGAGCUUCAACAAUAGCAAGGAUUGUGGAUCAAUGCUCAAAUGGAGGCUUGGAUUUGGACCAGGGAGUGUUUGCCAAAAUUGACACUGAUCUAAGUGGCUAUUUUAAUGGUCACCUCACUGUCCAAUACCAGUUUAUCAAUUGUUAAACUCCUUAAUUUAUAUAUAUAUAUAUAUAAUAAUAUGGAAGAAAUGAUGAAGCAACUGUUAUGCUCUGUUGAAAAGAUCUUCAAGGAUGUUACUUCUGGUUUAUAAGAAUAAAUAAGA
Dioscorea cayenensis subsp. rotundata (Guinea yam) is the source of this 610-nucleotide messenger RNA. Its product is annotated as pathogenesis-related protein PR-4-like. Lineage: Eukaryota; Viridiplantae; Streptophyta; Magnoliopsida; Dioscoreales; Dioscoreaceae. The coding region runs from base 112 to 492 and encodes 126 amino acids. Gene Ontology annotation, molecular function: RNA nuclease activity. The transcript is spliced from 2 exons. The record is from RefSeq and is a predicted model, not a curated record. Gene Ontology annotation, biological process: defense response to bacterium; defense response to fungus.